AUGACACAGUUCACGGAGAGAGAAGCCAAAAGUUUGGAUAAGCGAAAAGGUCGACCUUUUCUACUGGGUCUCACUGCUCUGAGAAGAAGGCGACCACCACCGUGUCUCCCCUUUAUUCAGUGCACACAGACUCGGGAGGAGAAGGGGCGGGGCGGCCGCCUCCGCUGCUCCCGCCCCCGCGCAGCGCGCCCCCCCCCCCUCCCGGCCCCGGGCCCGUCCGGGCUCCGGCUUCCGAGUUGCGACUCCAGCCCCAGCCCCAGCGCGCGAGGGCGCGUGCGCGCGGCGGCGGCGGCGGCGGCGGCGGCGGCGGCGGCGUGGGCUCGCCCGGCUCUUGCUCCCUCCCUCCCGCGCCGGGCACUUCCGGCCGCCGGGAUCCGCCGCCGGGUUUUGGGAGCCGCCGCGCGGCCGUGGGGAGGACGAGGCGCUCGCCUUCCCCGGGGUCCGCCCCUGCGACCCGGCGGAGAACUUCGCCUCAAAAGCCCGCCGGGGAUGCCUCAGUCGGUGGACGGUGGACGAGGGGUGCGAAGGGCGGCAGCCGAUUCUCGGGGUUUCCUCGGGGCCGUGCUGGGCUGGGAAGCCACCGCGCAACCUUUACUGAAGCUCCGUGGCGAGCUCCCACCUCCGCGAAGGGGCCCGAGGCAGCGGCGGACGGCCCCCAGCGGGAGCAGAGGCCACCCGGGACCGGCCCUCAGAUGGAGGACGCGCGCCUCAGGCCCGGGAGCCGGGGCGGCCGAAGCGCAGCUGCGGCGGCGUCCCGGGACCCCUGGUCGGCUACUAGCGCUGCAGCUGAGGCGCCGCCCGCAGAGAGGAGACCGCCUCCCGGAGUUGAGAGAAAGUUAUGAGGAUGUUCUCUGCACACUGGACUCUCAUAAGUCUGCAGCUGCAUCCACCUCUCUGGUGGCUCCUCCACUCAAAGAGACAGAUCCAGUACUGCAUAUGGAUGCUUCAGUCUUACCCUGUCUGCUGGGACUGACCAGGGAUGACCACUUGUGUCUGAGGCAUUGUUCCAGCAACAAUUAUGUAUCCUCCCAGGUUUCAUCUCCUGCUUGACGAGCCUACCACAGAAUCAGCCCUGGGCCCUGGCAAUACGGUUUCCUCUCUCCUGCCUGUUUCAAAUUAUUGUGGCUUCCUGUGGUUGCUAAUCCCUGGAUUCCUCUCAGUUUUUCCAUCACCUGUACAAUGGAUUCCUUAUAUCAAAUUCUCUGUUUAAAGUAAUGACUGUGGUCUCUCCUUUUCUGGUUGGAUUCAGCACCUUUGUCCAUUUUAUGUUUUUAUAAGAAUCUUACCCUUUUUAUAGAGGAAAGAAUGAUUUUCACAAAGAAGUGGUCAUUUUAAACUUGGGACGUGUCUGUGCGUAUCCUCGUGACUUGACUAAUGUCUUUGUUCUUUCCGCUUCUUAUCUCCUAUACUUGCUUCCCACCUCCCAAAAUAGCCAAUCCAUUCCCUGUUCUCUGCCACUUUCCACCCUUAAAGCAUACGACACCUGUCUUUUGGAGUCGUAUCACCUUGGAUGCACAAUGAUUUAUUUGCUUUUUUUAAUUUUUAAAUUCCUUUUUAUAUAAUGUUCUUAACAAGACUGUGACAACUGUAAGAUAGCAAAAAGGAGUACUGGAUUUUUCAUCCAGAAUUUGAAUGUGUGGAACCUUGCUUGAAUCCUUAAGCCUCUUCUUGUACAACAGGCCCUUGGUAGUAAAACAGAGAAAAGAUGACUUCACCAGAGCUAUGAACAAAUGAGAUUAAAACAUGAAAGGAUUUUGUAAGUGAUAAAAUGCCAAGCAAAUGCAAGAGAUUAUUUAAAGCUGUAAAUAAGAGUAGUUAUUUUUUUCUUAAAUGUAAUUUUAAAAGUCUCAGCAAAGGUAUUUCAUAGUUGGAAUUUAUGCUGAAGUUUAGUAGUUUCAUAUCUAACACAUGACUUUUUAAUUUCAGUUCUGUUGACAUUUGGGACUAGAUAAUUCUUUGUUGUAGGGGGCUAUUCUGUACACUGUAAAAUGUUUAGUGGUAUCCUUGUAUCUGUCUGCUAGAUGCCAGUAGCACCCUCCCCUUCAGUUUUGACAACCAGAACUUCUAUAAACAUUGCCAAAUGUUCCCCUGGGAGAAGAGAGAAGCAAAAGUACUGAUCUAACCAAAUCUACUUGGGAAAAUGUCACCUCUUUUUAAUUUAAGUUGUUAAAAAUAAAUAAAGGAGUUUGGGUUUCUAGAAGACUAUGGGGAAGGACUUCUAAAAAUGCAACUAUGAAACAUAAGUUAAGAGAUCAAUAAACCUUGCAAUGAAAGUGA
This is a messenger RNA of Nyctereutes procyonoides (raccoon dog), 2277 nucleotides long. RefSeq names its product translation initiation factor IF-2-like. The record is from RefSeq and is a predicted model, not a curated record. The transcript is spliced from 4 exons. NCBI's taxonomy places the organism in Eukaryota, Metazoa, Chordata, Mammalia, Carnivora, Canidae. The coding region runs from base 1 to 1050 and encodes 349 amino acids.